Plasmopara halstedii is the source of this 891-nucleotide messenger RNA. RefSeq lists its product as uncharacterized. Lineage: Eukaryota; Oomycota; Peronosporomycetes; Peronosporales; Peronosporaceae. The transcript has a single exon. Bases 1 to 891 code for a protein of 296 amino acids. The record is from RefSeq and is a predicted model, not a curated record.
AUGGUGGGUCCAGAAGCGCCCGGCUGGCAUCUCGCUGGCGCCAACGUCUUCCUUUUUAUCGUUCAAGUUGCAGUUUCUAUUGGUGUCUUUCUUUUCGCGCCUGAAGGAUCAUGGGCUCCUUCUAAAGCCCACGACUCUUCUGCUGGAGCUUUGGACAGUAGUGGAUCGCUAGCUGUGGAGAGGCCAACAGCCUCCACGCUGACGCCGACCAAUUUGCUGGCACCUCCUCCUUAUGUGCUCUUAAUUUGGGUGCUCAUUUACAUUUUCAUGGGCAUGACCGUGAUCACUGACUGUUUUUACCCGACAUAUAGUUUCUUUAUCACAUCCGACGACCCAAAGUUCUUACGGCAAUGGUUCCAGCUUGCGUGUUUGGCCAACAUGGCAUGGGUAGCGCUUGACAUGUGGUUCAGCUGGGUGCAUAUGGCUGCAUUUGCACUUGCUGUGCUUUGGUGUACGGUGCUGCCACUCUACCUUUUUGUAGUGCGCCACGCUACGCCAAGAUACUCUCAGGCCUGGAUUUACUACUUCUGUAGCGAGUUCUCCAUUCGCCUCUACUUCGGCUGGCUAAGUACCGAUGCGAUCUUCAGCAUUGCUAGUGUUAUGGAAUAUCUUCAUGGAGGCUUUUUUGGAUUUAGUCUCUACGCAACGUUACUGGGAUUGCUGCUCGUAUUGGCGUUUGGCACAUAUGUCCAUGGUCACGAUCCGGUUGUAGGUCUUGUUGUCACCUGGGUAUUAUGUGGCCUUAUCUUUAAACAAGCAACAUAUCCUGAAGAAACCCAAGAAAUAUUUAACGAACUGCGUGCUGUCGCAAUCGUCGUGACACCUGUUUUUCCGAUAUUAGUGUUCGUCGAUAGUCUGCGAUACAUCUACAUCGUCCGAUGGAAAGUGUGA